Molecule: messenger RNA, 972 nt
Organism: Dovyalis caffra
Lineage: Eukaryota; Viridiplantae; Streptophyta; Magnoliopsida; Malpighiales; Salicaceae
Source: the annotation of a GenBank genome assembly
AUGGGAUUUUUCAAAUCAAAACCUAAGAGGACUGCCGUCGAAAUUCUUCGACAGACUCGCUCUGUUUUAAUCCAAGUUUGUUCCUCUGAUCUUCAUGAUUCCAAAAAACAAGAGGCAUUGGCUAAGAAUAUUAUGGAGUUAAAGUCGAUUCUUUAUGGCAGCGAUGAGUCUGAUCCAGUGCCAAAAGCCUGUGCACAAUUGACCGAGGAGUUCUUCAGAGAGAACACACUUCGUCUUCUCAUCAUCUGUCUUCCCAAAUUGACCUUGGAGGCCCAAAGAGCUGCCACUCAAGUUGUCGCAAAUCUACAACUGCAGAAAGUUCAGUCCCGAUUGAUUGCAUCAGAAUACUCAGAGAAAAAUACCGAUGUUUUGGAUCUUUUGGUAGCAGGUUACGAAAACAUAGACAUGGCUAUCCACUACGGUGCAAUGUUGAGGGGUCUUCCGUAUUUCGACGUUGCCGCAGAUGCUGCGGCAACUUUUAAGGAACUCUUGACAAGGCAUAAAUAUUCUCUCGUUGCUGAUUUUCUUUCCAAGAACUAUGAAUGGUUCUUUGCGGAAUUUAAUUCGAAGCUGCUGGAAUCCACCGAUUAUAUUACAAGAAGACAAGCUAUCAAGCUGUUGGGAGACAUACUAUUGGAUCGCUCUAAUUCAGUUGUGACGGCUCGAUACGUGCGCUCAAGUAACAAUUUGAGGAUUGUUAUGAAUCUCCUCAGGGAUUCAAGUAAGAGCAUCCCGGUAGAAGCACUUCAUGUUUUCAAGCUCUUUGCUGCAAAUCAAAAUAAGCCUUCCGAAAUCGUUACCAUACUUGUGGCAAAUAGGAGCAAGCUUCUUCGUUUCCUUGCUGAUUUCAAGACAGUUAAAAAGGAUGAGCGAUUUGAGGUAGACAAAGCUCAAGUCGUGAAAGAAAUAGUUGCCCUGGAGCCUAGAGAUCACAGCUAUGAUAUGAGGGAGCUCGGUCGCUCCUUGGAGUAA